This is a messenger RNA of Penicillium verrucosum, 2448 nucleotides long. Its product is annotated as class I SAM-dependent methyltransferase. The record is from RefSeq and is a predicted model, not a curated record. The coding region runs from base 1 to 2448 and encodes 815 amino acids. The transcript is spliced from 9 exons. NCBI's taxonomy places the organism in Eukaryota, Fungi, Ascomycota, Eurotiomycetes, Eurotiales, Aspergillaceae.
AUGGAUUGGAUGCACGUCUACAUCGUUGGGGCCGCCGUACUGGUGUUUGCCCUGGUCGGCCUGGUCCUUCUCGUCUCGUCUCAGCACAUCAAGGUCGCCAACACUGGAGUUGGUCCUUACUUGAAAUUCAUCUGGGCAAACUUCAUCAAACCGCACGAUAAGAAGGCCGGGGGCCAGCAGGAUGCGUUGGAGAGCUUCUACAAGACACAGGCCGCAAUUUACGAUGCCACUCGUCGUCGUCUACUCUGUGGUCGUGAGGACAUGCUUGGUCUUGUGGCCGCACAGCUGAAGUACAAGACUAGCAACAAAGAAGUCAAGACUGGAAAGGCUGUCUGGGUGGAUGUCGGUGGUGGUACUGGGUAUAACAUCGAAGCCAUGGCCGCCUUCCUUCCGGUGGACAAAUUCUUUAAACACGUCUACCUAGUCGAUCUCUCCCCAUCCCUCUGCGAAGUUGCCCGCGAGCGCUUCGAACGCCUUGGGUGGAACAAUGUUACCGUUCUCUGCCAGGAUGCCCGAUCUUUCCGUCUGCCCGAGAAGGAUAAUGCAGCAAGUGAUGGCGCGGACUUGAUCACCAUGAGCUACAGUCUAUCAAUGAUUCCUGACUAUUACAGCGUUGUCGACUCAUUAACCUCCCGCUUGAAGUCAACUGGAAUGCUGGGUGUGUGUGACUUCUACGUCCAAAGCAUUGUUGAUGUCUCCUGUCGCAACUACACUGGUGGCGCUUUCAACCGCCAUGUCAACUGGCUCGGGCGUGUAUUCUGGAGAGCUUGGUUCGACUUUGACCGGGUCAGCCUUGAAGCUGCCCGCCGAGACUAUCUGGAAUACAAGUUUGGUACUGUCAUCUCCGCCAGCGAACGAAACUAUUUCCUUGGUGGUAUUCCAUACUACAUCUUUGUUGGUUGCCCCAAGGAAAUAGCAUCUACCCCAUCAAGUCAAUCCAUUGAGAAGCUGGAUGCGUCUUUUACUGAAUCUCCUUACCUCCUUCCUGCCAAUCACAAGCAGGAGAUAGACAAUGCAGUUGUGAAGAGCACACACGAGAUUCGCUCCAAGGCAUAUGAGUCUGCAGUGAUUAACCUGAGUGCAAACCUGCCACUCCCAUCAUCCUUUUACCAGAACCACCACUAUCGCAUUCAUUACAAUGACAUGCUACCCAAACAUACUCAAUUCCAAAACGAGUACAUCUACGCGUUCACAUGGGAAGACCCACGGGUUGACCACCGACUCCUGAACAUCGGCACAGACGACGUGAUCCUGGCUAUCACCAGCGCCGGUGACAACAUUCUUGAUUAUCUACAAAAGAGUCCCCGUCGGGUCCACGCGGUGGACUUGAACCCUAACCAGAAUCAUCUUCUUGAGUUGAAGGUUGCCUGUUACUCAGCGCUGGGUCACCGCGAUAUGUGGAAAAUCUUCGGUGAUGGCAAGCACGCACAGUUCCGUGAACUGCUAAUCUCUAAACUCAGCCCCCACCUGUCCAGCCAGGCUUUCCAGUACUGGCUCGAGCACACCCAGACCUUCGCCUCUACCUCUGGCCAUGGUCUGUACGAGUCUGGUGGGUCUCGCCACGCCAUUCGUAUGGUGCGAUGGCUCUUCAAUAUCUUCGGACUCCAAGGUGAAGUUAGCAAGCUGUGUGAAGCGCAGACCAUUGCAGAGCAGCGCGAAAUUUGGCCCCGCAUUCGACGUGUGCUACUGAGCCGACCACUUAACUGGGCUAUUGUGAGCACCGAAUGGUUCGCAUGGAAGGCCGCCGGAGUCCCACGCAACCAGCGAAACAUGAUUGUCGACGACUUCUUCCGCCGCAACGGCUUGACCGAAGAUAUGAAAACGGGCAAGGACAUCAGCGGCCAAUCGAUUUGGGAAUAUGUUGUCAAUACUCUUGACCCAAUGGUCAACGAGACUCUUAUCAGCAACGAUAACUACUUCUACUUCCUUUGCGUUCAGGGCAAAUUCUCACGGAGAUGCCACCCCACCUAUCUUUCUCCUCAAGCACACGUCAAGCUUUCCACGCCUGGUGCAUUCGAUGGCCUUCGUAUCCACACUGAUGAGAUCAAUGAAGUGAUCAACCGCAUCACUCCGGGAACUCUGACUAUCGCCGUGGUCAUGGACUCUAUGGACUGGUUCGAUCCCGCCGGGGACUCUGCCCCUUCCCAGGCCCGAACUUUCAACAAGGCGUUGAAGAAGGGUGGUCGCAUUCUUCUCCGCUCCGCGAGCAUCGAUCCUUGGUACAUCAAGCACUUCGAAGAAAACGGCUUUACUGCUCGUCGCGUGGGAGCUCGUUUCCCAGGCACAUGUAUUGAUCGGGUAAAUAUGUACGCAUCAACCUGGAUCUGUACCAAAUCCGAGGACUUGUCCCGCCCCAAUCCAGACCGCAAAAUGUCGACUCUCUCAUUGGGGGAAAGCGCUAUUACCGGAGGCAAGAUGCCGAGCAGCGUGGAGAAUCUGAUGAUUUAA